UAUGUAGCCAGCUAGCUAGAGAGGGGAGUCGUGUUAUCUGCUGGUUUUUGUAACAAUGGUUCCUCUUUCAGUUUAACGCAACACUCGGCAAUAUACUUGCACGUACACAAGGGCGUUGUCGCUUAUUUAUUUUACCUGUUAUGUUGAUAUUUUUGCGUAUGCUUUGAGCGGUGGCAACCUGUACAUGCUAAUCUUAGCCGAGUAGCUGCCUAGCUAGUCAGCUAGCAAACUCAGUGACAUGUUGCGUGAAAAGCUGACCUUGUAGGCACAGCCUGUAGUGACUGUAGUGCUAUUUAAAUGGGUUCUAUCAGAGCCAUGGCAUCGACCAGGCUCCUGUGUUUGUUCAGCGCGAAAGUAGCCGGCGCGACCAACACAUUAGCCAGGGCGGGCUGCAGUGUGGGCGUCAGGAGACAUGUCUGCAGUUCACCUUCAAGACUGCAGAGCUGCAUGUCAGCCUGGGUCAUUGAUAAGUAUGGUAAUAAUGGGGUUUUGAGAUACACAGAAGAAAUCACUGUACCCACUGUCAGUUCUCCAAAUGAGGUGAUGAUUAAAGUCCAUGCGGCUAGUAUCAACCCUAUUGAUAUAUCUAUGAGGGGUGGUUACGGAGCUAAAUUGCUUAAAUUACGAAGGGAUCCAAUGUCUGUGAUGGACAGUGAUAGUGAGUUUCCUCUGAUUCUGGGUCGUGACGUGUCUGGUGUAGUGGUGGACUGUGGAUCUGAGGUUACCCAUUUUGCUCCAGGAGAAGAGGUGUGGGCUGCUGUUCCUCCAUGGAAACCGGGAAGUCUGGCAGAAUUUGUGACUCUAACAGAGUAUGAGGUUUCCCAUAAACCAGAAUUAUUGAGUCACACAGAGGCUGCGUCCAUCCCCUAUGUAGCCAGCACUGCUCUGUCUGCACUUGUCAAUGCAGGUGGUCUUUGUAGAGACAGCUCUUCAAAUAAAAGAGUUUUGAUCAUUGGGGGAUCUGGAGGUGUUGGAACAUUCUCUAUUCAGUUAUUGAAGGCCUGGGGUGCCCAUGUAACAGUUACCUGCUCCCAGAACGCAGAAGGCCUUGUUCGAGGGCUGGGGGCUGACAAGGUGGUGGACUACACAGCAGGAGAUGUGGCUGAACAGCUUGAAAUGGUGGAGAAGUUUGACUUGAUUUUGGACAGCGUCGGUGGAGAUACAGAGCAGUGGGCGGUGGACCUUCUGAAACCCUGGUCUGGGGCGAAGUACAUCACACUGGUAACACCUUUACUUCUCAACACUGAUUCCAUGGGCCUGCUGGAUGGGACGAUUCAUGCUGGAUUCACCCUCCAAACCAAGGCCAUACAGAACAUAAUAUCAAGCGGAGUCUUCUACCGGUGGGGAUUUUAUGCUCCAGAUGGGCCCGCCUUGGAUGAGGUCAGAAAGCUGGUGGAUGAAGGGAAGAUCCUGCCAGUUGUGGAGGCCCAGUUUCCUUUUGCCCAGGUGCCCCAGGCUUUUCAGAAGCUGGAGCAGGGCCACGCCAGAGGGAAGACAGUAGUCAGGGUGGCUGAAAAGGACGACAGACAGUCCGAAGAGUUGGUGCAGAGUAUCUGCACAGAGACUGCAGAGCCAGAGCAGGGAGUGCAAGGAACAGCCAAGCAAAACUAA
Molecule: messenger RNA, 1611 nt
Organism: Toxotes jaculatrix (banded archerfish)
Lineage: Eukaryota; Metazoa; Chordata; Actinopteri; Toxotidae
Product: reticulon-4-interacting protein 1 homolog, mitochondrial-like
Exons: 9
Coding region: 298-1611 (437 amino acids)
Cellular component (GO): mitochondrion
Molecular function (GO): zinc ion binding; oxidoreductase activity
Source: RefSeq, a predicted model, not a curated record